AGCUGUCAUUUUGUCCUGUCAGAUUUCGCCUGCUCCUGGUAACCCCAGUUGCCAGGGAGACUUCAACACUCCACAAGAAUUAAGAUUAAGAGUAGGUAUUAGUCGUUGCCAAGUCCGUUUUGCCAGUAAUAAACAAAACCGUAAAAAAUAGCCCUGUUCGUCAUUUUCGCAUUUGCUAGUUUUUACACAGCGCCCUCUCGUAGAAAGGGGGCGUGAUUGACUAUCCAAGAUGGCGGCCCCCAUCUGUGUGACAAAUGUCGAAGUGAAGGACGUGCGAUUCCCAACAUCUUUGGAACAACAUGGUUCAGAUGCAAUGCACACAGACCCUGACUAUUCCUGUGCAUAUGUCAUCAUCACAACCAAUGAUGCUGACAAUGAGCUUACUGGCCACGGACUGACCUUUACCAUUGGGCGAGGCACAGAAAUCGUGGUUGCUGCAGUCAAGGCCCUGGCACCGUUUGUCACUGGCAAGGCCCUCUCAGACAUCUACGACAACUUUGCCAACUUCUACCGCAUGUUGACAAGUGAACCUCAGCUGAGAUGGGUGGGACCAGAGAAAGGCGUCAUUCACCUCGCCACUGCUGCCAUUCUCAAUGCAUUAUGGGACUUGUGGGCCAAGCGGGAGGGCAAGCCGGUAUGGAAGCUCCUGGCUGACAUGGAACCAGAACAAAUUGUAAACUGCAUCGAUUUCAGAUAUAUCACAGAUGCUUUGACAAAGGAGGAAGCAUUAGAGAUACUGAGGAGCAAUCAAGCCACCAAGAGAGAGAGAGAACAAACGCUACUAAAGGAUGGCUACCCUGCUUACACAACCUCGACUGCCUGGCUGGGCUACAGUGAUGAAGUGCUGCUACAACGCUGCAGGAAGGCCUUGUCCGAAGGCUGGACCAAAUUUAAGAUGAAGGUUGGGUCGGACCUGGCAGACGACAUUCACCGAGCAGAGCUGUUACGCAACGAGAUUGGAUACGACAAAAUUCUUAUGAUGGAUGCUAACCAGAAGUGGGGAGUGGACGAGACCAUCGAGUGGAUGGGCAAGUUGGCCAUGUUCAAACCCCUGUGGAUUGAGGAGCCAACUUCUCCGGAUGACAUCCUGGGCCAUGCUAAGAUUGUUCAGGCCAUGAAGCCCCUUGGCAUCGGGGUGGCUACCGGGGAACACUGCCAAAACCGAGUCAUGUUCAAGCAGUUCCUGCAAGCCGGUGCCCUGCAGUACUGCCAAAUUGACAGCUGUCGCGUUGGCAGCAUCAACGAGCUGCUCUCCAUCAUCCUCAUGGCCAAGAAAUUUGGAGUUCCGGUUUGCCCCCAUGCCGGAGGGGUGUCGCUUUGUGAGCUGGUGCAGCACGUCAUCAUGUUUGACUACCUGUGCGUGUCGGCUACACUGGAGAACAGAGUGUUGGAGUACGUUGACCACCUGCAUGAGCAUGCCAAGUAUCCCAUUGUCAUGAAGGACACGUGCUACACACCUCCGAAGGAGCCUGGCUACAGUACAGAGCUGAAGGAGCAGACUCUGGCAGACUACGCCUACCCAGCGGGUCGAGUGUGGCAGGACCUGGCCAGGGAAGGAAAGGUCACCCUCUGAUGAGUUGACCUCCCAGCAGGCUUUGCUGCAGGUCAGGUCAGGCCGAUUGAGAUUCCUUUUUAAAGCAGGACAUUUCGGCCUUCUGGAUGACAAACUUGUUUAUCAUUUCCAACACAGCAUUUUGUCUAUAUGCUUUCGCCAUGCCUAUGAUUAAGGCAUUGAUAAAAAUGUUUUUAUAUCAUCAUGUAUUUCUCUUCAGUGGUGAAGGAAUUUUGUACAGUUGGGAUAUUUUUGCUGUUAUGCUAAAUUUAUAUUUCAAAACUGAGAUCUUGGGCAAUUUGGUAUUUUUAAUGAUUUUUAAAUAUUUAUUGAGGAAAGUCGUGCAAUGAAAUGUGGAAUAUUAUUCUAAUGUAUUUUUCAACAUUGAAACAUCUCAGUGCCAUAUAAUUUCCAAUUACUUAUUCUUUAUUCACUGAAAUUUAAUGUAUACUAAAGGAACAGGUGGUACUAUUUUGAAAUUUGCUCUUCAAAUUGAAAAUCACACUACGAGAAUCUGUACCAGCAAUUUGGAAUUCCUUGCCUGUGGAAACAUCGCUCAGUUUUACCUUAAUAUGUUUUCAUCCAUCUAAGAGUUUUAUAUGUACUUUUGAUAUCAACAUUUAAUUGUAAACCUUUCUGACUUCGAAAUUUGUUCCAGUGUGUCUUUGAGAUGCAGUUUUAUGUGUAGGACAAUAUAUAAUCGAGUCAUGUUUUCGUAAAUGUUUCAAUAUUCCUAGUUACAUACAGAUUAUCACCUCAUUCAUCUAAGCAAGUUCAAAGUUGUCAGAGCUACCAUUCUUAUAAUAUCCCCUAAAACAAAAUGGUGCACAUCCAGAGUCGACAUAAUUUUUCAUAGGUUUUACCUAUCUGAUGCCUACUAUUACUAGGUGUGAAUAUGAGUGGUUUACCAAGAUGGAGAGCAAGUAAAAAAACAAAAACAAAAAGGAGUAGAGAACAAAAA
Acanthaster planci (crown-of-thorns starfish) is the source of this 2513-nucleotide messenger RNA. RefSeq names its product enolase superfamily member 1 (gene enosf1). Lineage: Eukaryota; Metazoa; Echinodermata; Asteroidea; Valvatida; Acanthasteridae. Gene Ontology annotation, biological process: carbohydrate catabolic process. Gene Ontology annotation, molecular function: magnesium ion binding; L-fuconate dehydratase activity. The record is from RefSeq and is a predicted model, not a curated record.